This is a messenger RNA of Lonchura striata (white-rumped munia), 648 nucleotides long. Lineage: Eukaryota; Metazoa; Chordata; Aves; Passeriformes; Estrildidae. The record is from RefSeq and is a predicted model, not a curated record.
CGGCUGCGGCUGCGUGCGGCCGCCCCAACCCCGGGCCAGCUUCUCGUCCCUUCCCCGGGGCUGCCGCGAUUUCCAUUAAUAGCCAGCUGAGCUGCCCGGCUAAAAAUAACCCCGGGCCCUCUUCAUAAGGCCCCGCCGGCCGCGCCGCCGGCAGCCCCGCACGCCAUGGCCGAGCGCCGCGUCCCCUUCACCUUCCUGCGCAGCCCCAGCUGGGACCCCUUCCGCGACUGGUACCAUGGCAGCCGCCUCUUCGACCAGUCCUUCGGGAUGCCCCACAUCCCCGAGGAUUGGUACAAGUGGCCCAGCGGCAGCGCCUGGCCCGGUUAUUUCCGCCUGCUGCCCCGGGAGAGCGCCCUGAUGCCCGCGCCCGGCUCGGCCCUCGGGCAGGCGCUGAGCCGCCAGCUCAGCAGCGGCAUCUCCGAGAUCCGCCAGACCGCCGACAGCUGGAAGGUCACCUUGGACGUCAACCACUUCGCACCCGAGGAGCUGGUGGUCAAGACCAAGGAUAACAUCGUGGAGAUAACCGGUGGGUGCUGCGGUGGGGCUCUGUGGGGUGUCCCCGCUCUGGAGAUUGCUGGGGGGAAAGGUGGAAUAAGGGAUGGGAAUAGGGGAGGGAAGGAAAAGCAGGAGGAGGGGAGGAGAAAGGGA